Messenger RNA from Rotaria sp. Silwood2, 3657 nucleotides. The record is from the annotation of a GenBank genome assembly. Lineage: Eukaryota; Metazoa; Rotifera; Eurotatoria; Philodinida; Philodinidae.
AUGUCAUCUUCUAUACCUGCAACAUAUCCAUUUUUGAACGGCCCAUUAAUAAAUACAAUAACUGGUUGUAUAGUUCAAAUUCAAGAACGAAAAAUUCUCACAAGAAAACGUCUUCAUUCUUUAAUACAUUAUAGUUCAAUAACAACUGGUUUUUUUGUAUUAUUAUAUUUUUUAAUACAUAUUCAAAUAUUAUUUUUUUGGUUUUUAAAAUUAAUAUUUCGUAUAAUAUUUAAAAUAGUUUCAACAAUUUUUUGGCUUCCAUUACGAACAGCUCGAUUUUUUACACCAAAAACAAUUGAUUAUGAUAUUUUAUUUCCAUUAUUUUGGUUAUGUUCAAUAUCAUCAUUUUAUCUAUCAAAAUUUUUUCAUGAAAACAUUUGUCAAUUUUAUGAUCAACAUUUAGUUCGACGUUAUAAAAUUUUCAAUUAUAAUCAAGCAAAACGUGAUGAUAUUAAACGAUAUUUAUUUAUUUUAACAUUUAUUCUGCUUCUUAUUCUUCAAUCUGUAUUCAUUCUUAUACCUAUUGCUGCAUCUAUUCGACGUCAUAAUGAAAACACUAAAACACCAGCUGUUGAUAGACAAACGAUGACUAUUACAAGUGCAACAGUUAAAUCAGCUGCAACAGAAGCCGUUGAAACAAUGAAUGAAAAUUUAUAUAAUCGUUUUAUUGAUGCUUUUAAAGAUGAGACUGAAUCACAUAAAAAUAAAAAACGUCAACCAUUAAUUGAACAUACAGGUAAAAAAAUACAAAAAUCAUUUAAAAACCAAAUAAAUAAUUUAAAACCUACAAAUAAACAAAAUAAAACAAAUCAAGAUAAUAAAAGUUCAAGAUUUCAACGAUGGAUUAUUCAUUAUCUUAAAGCACCUUUUCAAAAAUGGGAAAGUAAAAAGCAUGAAGAUAUUAAUACUAAAAUUGAAAAGAAAAAUUUCGAAGAUGAAAAUGAGGAGGAGAAUAUUGAAUUAAGCUCCUCCUCUUCAAUCAUCUCAGAUACAGAUGAAAAUAAUGAUGAAGAUGACGAGACUGAUGAUCAAGAAGAACAUUCAACAAUAACUAAACAAAUUCAACAACGUAUAGAUACAAUUAAACAUUUUGGACAUAAAUUAAAAGAGAAUGUUAAAAGCAAAAUAUCUUCUAAAGAAGAAGAAGAAGAUGAUGAUGAUGAUGAUGACGAUGAUGAAGAUGAAGAUGAUUCUCUAUCGUCAGAAGAACGUUUAACUAAAGCAAUUGAAACAGCUAAAAAUAUUGGAGCAAAAAUUAUCAAAAAAAAAUUUUCUUCUUCAACUGUUAAUGACGACGAAGAAUCAGGUUAUGAAUCUGACGACGAAGAAGAAAAACAAUCUUCUAAGUUACCCGAGAAGGUUAAAAAAGCACUAGCUGCAUCAAUUAUAACGGUCAAGAACGUAGCUGCAAAUAUAAAGAAUAAGAUUGUUUCUUCAACAGACGAAGAAGAUGAACAAUCUACACCAAUUACUGAACAAAUUAAAGAACAUAUAGGUAAACCAAUUGAAGAUAAAUUAUCUUCUUUAACUAAACAUGAUGAAAGUGAAAACGAUCUUAAAUCAUUUAUCGAACAUAAAAAAGAAUCAAUAGAAAAAGAGAUCAAAUCAAUUAAUGAUACAAUUUCUGCAAGUGUUGAUCAUUUAAAACAAACAAUAGCUAAUCGUGUUGAUUCUGCUGAAGAUUUUUUUUCAAAUACUUUUGAAAAAUCAUCUAAAUUUCUAAAAGAAAGCAUCAAACAAAUCCCAAAAAGUAAUGAAGUUCUAUCAAAAAUUAAAGAACAAAUUGUCGAACCAAUAGAAAGUAAAAUUUCUCAUGCUAAAGAAGUGAUUAAUACAAAACAUCAACAUUUAAAAGAAACUACUGAUGAUGAAAUAAAAUCAUUAAAAAAAAAGAAAAAAGAAAAAACUUUAACAGAAAAAGAAAAAGAUAAAUUAAAAUCAUUAAAUAAAAUUGCUCAUGAAAAAAUUUCACAACACGAAAAAAAGAAGCAAACUAUUCCAUCAUUUAAUAAAAAAAAAUUUAAAUUAAAAAUUAAAAGAAAAUUAAAUGGUUAUUUUGAUGAUGCAUGGAAUAUUUGGCACUUAGCUAAAAGAAAACUUGCACAUAUAUUUACUUCAUCAACAAAACAUGCACGUCAUUUACCACGUUAUAAUACAACAUCUCUUUAUACGGCAUAUACAGAUCUUAAAUGUUAUGAUUAUAUAAAACAAUUAAAUCGUUAUCGAUUAUUAAAACGUAAACAUCUUCAUUUUCUUGAUACAUAUCGCCAUCAUUCGCCAUUUCCAGUUUAUUUAUCAAUAUUAAAAUCUAAUGGACCUAGAUGUUAUCGUCAUUAUCCGAAUUCGUCGUGUGCCUUAGUAUUAAAAUCAUCAAAUCGAAAUUUUAAAACACAAUUAUAUCGUUUUGCUCGAUUUUGGGCUAUUAUUGGUAUACUAGUUAUUAUUUUAGCAGCUAUUUAUGCAGCUUUAACAGAUCGAAAACAAACUUAUUUUUCAUUAUUUCAUCAUCAGGAAGAUUCUAAUCGAUCGUCAAAGAAUAAACAACGAACAACAAUGUCGAAUAAAAACGAUUUAUCAAAAUCAACAACAGCAAUAGAACAAAAAACAUCAUCAUCAUCUAUUAAUCAACAAACAGUUUCAUCAAAUACUAAAACUUAUCCACUAAAUCAACAAAUUGAAAAGCAUCUUCGUUUGUGGCUUCAAAAUGAAAAAAAUGAUGGUUUUAGAAAUCUAAGUGAAGCAUGUCGAAUAGCAAUUAAUAAUACAUUUUUAAAGAAACAUGAACAGCUCAGCGUGGAAACACUGCAAUUUGCUAAUGCAAAAAUUCGUGAUGUUUCUCAAACUAACAAUAACAACAAUAGUGAAACACCUGCUGAAAAAAUUGUCAUCAAUGCUGUGCUUGAUAUUGAUCAUUUAAUUAUUAAUAUUAUUAAUACAUUUCGAGAACAGCAUUUUUCUGUUGAAACACCGAAGUUAUCCGGUCAAUUGUAUAUUUUAUUAGUUAUUAAUCCUAAUCAAUAUUCAAUUGAAGCUAAUCUUCAACAGCUUCAUCUUAAUCCAGUUAAUAUUAUUGAUCCAAAUAAUACUUUAUUAACAAGUGAAAAACAAUCUAUUAUUAGAUUACUAGACGAAACUAUUAAUCGAACAACUGUUCGUUGCUCUUUUCGUCUAUCAGAUCAUCAAGAUGAUACAAAUUAUAAUACUCUUUAUAAUUCUGCAGUUGGAUCUUAUCCAGAUUCAAACAAAAUAUUUUCAUCUAAUAAUCAACCAUCAUCAUUAUCUAUUCAAUCAGUUGGAUCUCGUUCUCGUGAAUCAAAUUAUACGAGAUAUCAACUAUCAGAACCUCCACCAACAUUACUAAUUAAUGAUACUACUCCAUAUUUAUAUACAAAAGAAUCAGAAAUAGAAAAAGAACCGAAAAGAUUACUUGUUCGUAUUGUUAAAGCUGUUAAAUUACAUGAUGUUGAACAACCAUAUUGUAUUCUCGAAUUAAAUCAUCCAAAACAGAUAAAACAAACGGAUACGGCAAAAAAUGGUCUUAAUCCUUUUUGGGAUGAACGUUUUGUUUUUGAAUGUAAUGAACAAAGUAAUCAAAUACGUUUACAAAUAAUCGAUCGAAAAAAAUCUAAUACACGAACGGGUAACAAUUACGGUUAG